CCACAUUUUGUAGUGAAUAAAUUGUAAAAGAGGAAGCAUCAUACAUGCCGAAAAAUUUACAAUUACGUGAAUGAGGGAACGGUUUAAUAUUUAAAAACCGUACAAUAUGCUGCGUACAACACAAGUGUUUAGCUUAAUCAAUAAAACUGCACGUAGAUUGGCCAUUUGCAGUAGGUAUGCAUCCAGUUCCUCCAUAACCGAUGCCCCUGAACACGAAGAACAAGUUGCCGGAGCGGCUAGCAAAAAACUUCCACCUCGUCUGCCAUUAGCCAAGAACUUCUUCGUCGGUUUAGUGGACAAUGAACUGUUGGCCUUCCCCGAAGUUAUUAACCGUGAAGAUAUGUCAAGGCUGCAAAAUGAAUUGCUGCCAUUGAAGAAUUUCUUUACUGAGGACUUAAGUAACGAAACUUUGAGCGGUGAGUCCUUGCCAAAAGAUUUGCCCGAGAAUUUGAAAACCCUGGGCCUUUAUGGUUUAAAUGUCUCCAAGGACUUUGAUGGUAAAGGCUGGGGUUACAGUGAAAGUUUAAUGGCCACUGAACCAGAAUCGGCGGUCACCGAUGUGGCAUUGGGUCUUUUGGGGCACCGUGCCAUUGUAGAUGUUAUACAAGAACUGGGAACGGAUGAACAGAAAAGUCAGCUCUUAACCAAAUUGGGAAACGGUUCUCUAGUGGCAUCUGAGGCCAUAUUUGAAUUCGAUGGCGCUGAAGAUGAUUUUUUCAAUACAACAGCCCAUCACGAACUUGAUACCCAUACCUGGGUUCUUAAUGGUGGCAAGGCUUUUGUCAUUUGUCCACCGAAAACGUCCGACGCUGCCCAUCUUUUCCUCGUCGUGGCUCAGACAAGUAAAGCUAAUGUUAAAACGGAGGCCGCACGUGCCACAACCAUAUUCCUUGUGGAUUCAACCAUGUCAGGUGUUAAGAUUGGCGAUCGACAUUCAACUAUUGGCUGUGGUGCUAGUUCUAUUCGUCAUGUACAAUUUGAAAAUGUUCGAGUGCCUCAAUCUUGUAUUUUGGGACAUGCUCAUGAGGGAAAUGUUGUUGCCGAUACCUUGCUGAAAUCCAGCCGACUUCGUAAUAGCAUGGUUGGCUUGGGUUUGGCAAAGAAUAUACUCAAUGAAAUUUCUCAGGAAUGUAUUGAUCGCAAGUUGUGCGGUGUGGUAAUGAAAGAUUUGGAAUCAGUUCAAACCCAUUUGGCAAAAUCAUAUUUAUCCGUUUAUAGCAUGGAAAGUAUGAUUUAUAUGACAGCAGGUAUUCUGGAUGAGUUCAAUUAUCCGGAUAUAGUUGUGGAAUCGGCUAUGACAAAGUAUUUCACACUCAAGGAGCUGUUGAAUAUUUCGAUACGUGCCCUGGAUUUAAUUGGACCAAAAUCACUGAUUGCUGGACAAACCACCGAACAAUUUUUCCGCAAUGCUGCACAUCUUUACACGCAAGGAGAGUCCAUAGACAAUUUAAGUAUUUUCAUUGCCUUGGCUGGUCUGCAGCAUGCUGGAACUCUGAUGGGAGACACUAUACGCAAACAGCGUAAUCCCCUCUACAAUCCUGGUCACAUUUUCUCCAAAUUCAUGGAACGUUCCACGAUUGACAGUCCUGUUACAAAAAUGGACUGCAAAGAACAUGUGCAUCCCACUCUAGAACCUGCUGCCUUGUGUUUGGAACAUUCAGUGGCUCGACUGCAAAUGUGUGUUGAUUUGCUAUUUACCCGCUAUGGUAGCGCCAUUGUUGAACGACACAACGAAUCGAGGCGUAUAGCUGAUAUGGCCACAACAAUUUAUGCCAUGUUUGCAAGUUUAGCACGUGCAUCACGUUCAUAUUGUAUAGGUUUGCAACAUGCUGAUCAUGAAAUGCUUACAGCCAUGUCAGUGUGUGUCGAUGGUCGGGAUAAGGUGUUGACUUUAACGAAAGAAAUUUUCAAUGGAAGCUAUGUAAAUAAUGAUAACAAUUUGCAACGUCUAUCCAAGCAACUGGUCAAAAGCAAAGGUUAUUUUGCAAUGCAUCCGUUGACGUAUAAUUUUUAAUUUGUUGAGUUUUUGGACAACUAAUUUAGUUUAAAUAAAUUAAAUAAGAAUAAAAUGUAUUUAAUUCUA
This is a messenger RNA of Musca domestica (house fly), 2083 nucleotides long. RefSeq names its product complex I assembly factor ACAD9, mitochondrial (gene Egm). Gene Ontology annotation, molecular function: acyl-CoA dehydrogenase activity; flavin adenine dinucleotide binding. The transcript has 5 exons. Lineage: Eukaryota; Metazoa; Arthropoda; Insecta; Diptera; Muscidae. The record is from RefSeq and is a predicted model, not a curated record. The coding region runs from base 107 to 2014 and encodes 635 amino acids.